This is a messenger RNA of Caenorhabditis angaria, 1006 nucleotides long. The record is from the annotation of a GenBank genome assembly. Lineage: Eukaryota; Metazoa; Nematoda; Chromadorea; Rhabditida; Rhabditidae.
AUGCUGAAUAUUCUAACAUUCAUUUCAUCAUUUGCAGUUGGUAUAAUUCUACAUAUAAUUUUUCCACCACCAAUUAACACCACGACAAGUUGCUUUAGAGAAACUGAUUUGACGAUUAAUCUGGAUGCGUUAGUACAUAAGUUAUGUCAGUACCCAUUUAGAAAAUUUUCAGGACAAAUUUGUUAUUUUAUUCAUUAUCCGCUUGCGUUUGCAUGACACUAGAUAUAAUUAUGAUGACGAAUCUGGUCACAAAUCAACAGGUUAAAGCAUACGACUUGAAAUCAAAAUACAAUCAUUUGGAGCGAUUUUACUCAUUAUCAGCAGUCUCAUUCAUCUCGAUAGUUCAGAUGGUUUGUACAACUACGUAUUCAGUAUGUAUGUAUACAGCGAAUCGCUUGAAUGAAAAAGUUGCGGAUACUAUGAAUGUCAACACUUUGCGAUGGUGCUUUGUGAGUUUUGAAAGUAAAAGGAAUAAAAUGAUGCCUCUUUGAAUAAUCAAAGGAGGUUUUCUUCUUUGGGAAGAAGCAAGUCCGCAAUUAUUUUUUUUUUUUGGAAAUCCAGCAAUUUUCAAAAUUCGUAUGUUUUUUGAUUUCUCCAUGGGAAAAUAUACAAUUCUUCGGAAACAUUUAUGAACCAAUUUUGCGGAGAAUAAUUUGCACAUUUUUCAUAUAUUUAAUUAUAUGAAUGACUUUUGAGCCAUGUUUUGAUUUCUCUGAUAUUUUCGCUCCAGGGGGAAUAAGUUCUCCUAUUUUUCAAAAUCUAGAAAGUUUUUGCGAUUUUCUUGCAGCCCUGCUAAUUGUCCCUGAUCACUAGUUUUUGAACUCGAUGACUCUAAAUCAGAAAUUUCCAGACAACCCCAUAUAGCUCAUUUCUCAUCCCAAUUCAAAUUCUAAUAUUCAUUUGGUGGAUCGGACGAAAACGUCGGCGACGAAUCUCAGCCGUCCGGAAUCAAGUCAACAAUCAAUCCGACUAUUUUAAUCGUCUGAGCAGCGCUUGGAAAAAAUAA